GCCGGCGCCGGAAGUGAAGCGUUCUGGGCUGCCACGUCCGAGGCCGUGAGUCGCCACUGCUGCAGUUAUGGUGUCAGUAAUUAAUACCGUGGACACCUCUCAUGAGGACAUGAUUCAUGAUGCACAGAUGGACUAUUAUGGCACCCGCCUAGCAACCUGCUCCUCAGACAGGUCUGUCAAAAUCUUUGAUGUGCGAAAUGGAGGGCAGAUCCUCAUUGCAGACCUCAGAGGACAUGAGGGGCCAGUAUGGCAAGUGGCCUGGGCCCACCCCAUGUAUGGCAAUAUCCUGGCUUCCUGUUCCUAUGACCGGAAAGUCAUUAUCUGGAAAGAGGAAAAUGGCACUUGGGAGAAGACCCAUGAGCACUCAGGACAUGACUCCUCAGUGAACUCUGUGUGCUGGGCCCCUCAUGACUACGGCCUGAUCCUAGCCUGUGGAAGCUCAGAUGGGGCCAUCUCCUUGCUGACCUAUACAGGGGAAGGCCAGUGGGAAGUGAAGAAGAUUAACAAUGCUCACUCGAUCGGGUGUAAUGCUGUCAGUUGGGCCCCUGCUGUUGUUCCUGGAAGCCUUAUAGACCAACCAUCAGGGCAGAAACCCAAUUACAUCAAGAAGUUUGCAUCAGGAGGCUGUGACAAUCUCAUCAAGCUGUGGAGGGAGGAAGAGGAUGGCCAGUGGAAGGAGGAGCAGAAGCUAGAGGCACACAGCGACUGGGUUCGAGAUGUUGCCUGGGCCCCCUCCAUUGGCCUGCCCACCAGCACCAUUGCCAGCUGCUCUCAGGAUGGUCGAGUGUUUAUUUGGUCCUGUGAUGAUGCUUCAAGCAGUACGUGGUCACCCAAACUCCUACACAAGUUCAACGAUGUUGUGUGGCACGUGAGCUGGUCCAUCACAGCAAACAUCCUGGCUGUGUCAGGUGGAGACAACAAGGUGACCCUGUGGAAAGAGUCGGUGGAUGGACAGUGGGUGUGCAUCAGUGAUGUCAACAAGGGCCAGGGUUCCGUGUCAGCCUCCAUCACAGAGGGCCAACAGAACGAGCAGUGAUAACACAGGCAGCCUGAACUUCCUGUUUCCAUGACUGCAUAUUCUGGAACAACAUCCAAACAACCAGGAAGAAGGGUUCAAAUGCUACCAAGAUUCCACACCCAAGAGUGCCCACAGAUGCAACUCUGGGUGCUCACCUGCCUUACUGGGAUUCCAUGUGUUUAAUAAUUUAGUAUCCAGCUGAAAGUAUUCAUGUUAGGAACAAAUAACUAUUAUUUUUAAAUAUUUUUGGCCAUUUUUAACUAUCUUUUGGUUCGGGCUAUUUCCAAGCUAAUAAAAUCAUAUUGCAUAGAAACUUUACUGUGUCAUCCCACACAGUGCAUCUGCCCGAAUUGGGCUGCUGCAAGCGCCUGUGCAAGACAUGCUCCAGGCCCCACCUGCAAAUGGGAUUGAUGAAUUCUGAAGAAUGGGUCUGAGAUGCUAACACAUGCAUACAGGUGAGCAACCAGAUGCCAGGCAAGGAAUGUUAACUCAGCCCUGGGUAUUCUACACAAAUGCUAUGAUGGGAAACCAAAGUUCUGGUCCUAACUGACCUUGGGCCAGGUGCCACCUCCCAGCAAAGGUCUUGGAACCUUCACCUGAACCAGCAGUCACCACCUACUGAAGCCUGUUUUAUUUAGUAGACCAUAACACCAUAUUUCAGGUAAGCAAUAUGCAGAAAGAAAUAGAGGACUUACCCACUUGCUAAGGAGAAAGCCAAGAUUAGAGUUCUAGCUCACCUCACCUAAACUUGGUCUUACUUGCUCUCUGUAGAACCAAAAAGGGAUAUUGUUAUUCCUCAGCCACAAUGUAUGUGUGUAUACUCACACCAGACCUUCACAUACAUACCAAGGCAACUACUCUAGCCAGUUAAUUCAGGAGAAAUGCUGAGGCCCCCGUUAUGCUCACUCCAUCUAUUUUACUUUCCAUUAGCCAAACUUGUUUUGCUAACAAGUUAGGGAGAACUGAAAUGAGACCCCAGGAUCUGCCCACACAGUCUCCCAAGUCACUCCACAGAACCCAAACCCUCCAGAAAUUGCAUGAAAACCACAGCUUCAUUUCUUCUAUGAUGUGUAUGAGAAAAGGCUGGGAAAGACCUUUCUUAUGCUGCUUAGUUCAAAGAGAAUGCAUAGAAGUCUGUUAGCCUAAGGACAAGUCUGGCUCUCUCUGCUCCUUGCCUUGCUGUUCUCAGUGGUUAACACAGUGCCUCACACAGCAACCAGGGGUUCCUUAUAGCAUAUGCCUCUCAGGAUCAGUUAAGGUGGUAUGGGACUGAGUAAAAUUAUGACCCUAAAAGCUUAGGGUUUGGAGAGUAGCUCUAUGUGGCCAGAAAGUAAUAGUUCGGACAAUCUCUAAGAUCCACACAGGAGGGUAGUCAAUGGAACAACUUCAUAAUACUAUACUUGGGAAAGUUCCAAGAAAGAUGAUAGGCAGGCAUGGUGGGCAUACUUGUAAUGCCAGCACUUGGGAUGCAGAGGCAGUUAAGAGUGCCACAAAUUCAAGGCCAGCUUUAUUUGCAAUAGCAAAUUCCAGGGCAGGCAAAGCUACAUAUUGCAGUCCUAUCUCAAACACCUUAACAGUACACCUUCAAUUAACUUUAAGGUUUGUUUUGUUUUACUUUGAGGCAGGGUCUCUUCAUGUAGUCCUGACUGUCCUGGAGCUGGACAGAUAACGUAGACAAGGAUGGCCUUAAACUCAGUUGAGUACUGGAUUAAAAGCGUGUACCACCCACCACACCCAGCUUCAGGUUUGUUCUUGAAAGCCAAGCAGCCUUGACAAAGGCUAAAGUAAUCUGUACUAGUUUGUGUGAGAAAACCCAACACUCUUGAUCAGUAGGUCUCGACCUUCCUAUGCUGCAACCCUUUAAUACAGUUCCUCAUGUUAUAGAACCAUAAAAUUAUUUUCGUUGCUACUUCAUCACUGUAAUUUUGCUACUGUUAUGAAUCAGAAUGUAAAUGUCUGAUAUGCACAAUUACCUGAUAUGUGACCGGCCCAAGAUGUCAUUACCCACAGGUUGAGAAUUACUGCUUUUAAAAAACCAUUAACAAAAUGUAGCACUUGACAUCUCAAACACCAGAAUAUCCUGCUUCCAGGUCAUAACUAGCAGGUAUGUAAAAAGAUUAACAUGACUCAACCAAAAGUGGAAAAUAUACAUGCCUGGGGUCUUGGCUUAGUAGUAAAAUUUGUCAAGACUUGAAUUCCAUUCUCAGAUACAGAGUUUAAAAGGGGGGGGGGAGUGUAUCUAAGGCAGGACUGGAGUUCCAGGCUAGCCUAGAAUACACAGCAAUACUAUUAAAAAAAAAAAAUAGACUUUGAAGUUAGCAGCCAAGGAUUUUAAAAAUAGCUAUUAUAUUUUCAAGAAUAUAAAGAAAAAUGAACAUGACAAAAAUACCUAAAAACUCAGCAGUAGAAUUUGCAGUUAGAAAUAUAGGUGACCUUUAACACUCAUCAGAAAGGAACCAAACAAGUACAGGAAAAGGAGGUUGAGAGAACGAACCAAUUAAUAAAACCUUUUGGGAAAUCCCUUAUGGACUAGCCUGUGAAUAGUUGGAGUCCCACUGGGGAGGAAGACAAGGAAAGAAAAAGAACCGAGGGGAUGAAAUUUGAAAGAGACAGCCAAAAUUCUUCCACACUUAAAACUCCUUUAUGUUCCACAACAAAUGGAAACAUUCAGAAUGGAAACAUGUUAAGCAGCAGAGUUAAAGAUAAACUACAUUCAUAAGAACACCUAAAACAGCAGCUAACUUUUCAUCAGAAACCACAAAAAGCAAAAAAACAUCUCUGAUGAAAGAAAACUCCUAGAAUUCCAUACCUGCUAAAAUAAAAAUAUCUUUAAAAUAAAGUUGUUAGCUUUCUAUUAUUGUAACAAAAUGCCUUAAAUAAAAAGAUAACCUUA
This is a messenger RNA of Psammomys obesus (fat sand rat), 3911 nucleotides long. It is a transcript of the gene Sec13, whose product is annotated as SEC13 homolog, nuclear pore and COPII coat complex component. Gene Ontology annotation, molecular function: structural molecule activity; protein binding. Gene Ontology annotation, biological process: COPII-coated vesicle budding; protein import into nucleus; positive regulation of TOR signaling. Bases 68 to 1036 code for a protein of 322 amino acids. The record is from RefSeq and is a predicted model, not a curated record. The transcript is spliced from 9 exons. NCBI's taxonomy places the organism in Eukaryota, Metazoa, Chordata, Mammalia, Rodentia, Muridae. Gene Ontology annotation, cellular component: COPII vesicle coat; nuclear pore outer ring.